This is a messenger RNA of Amphimedon queenslandica, 431 nucleotides long. Its product is annotated as receptor-type tyrosine-protein phosphatase delta-like. The transcript is spliced from 2 exons. Bases 35 to 301 code for a protein of 88 amino acids. Gene Ontology annotation, biological process: protein dephosphorylation. Gene Ontology annotation, molecular function: protein tyrosine phosphatase activity. The record is from RefSeq and is a predicted model, not a curated record. NCBI's taxonomy places the organism in Eukaryota, Metazoa, Porifera, Demospongiae, Haplosclerida, Niphatidae.
UGGUACUGGUCGUACUGGUACAUUCAUUGCUAUUAUGGUUGAGAUGGCUCGCAUCAAGUCAGAGAAAUUGGUUGAUAUCUUUAAUAAUGUGCAGUACAUGAGGAAGUGUCGUCCUAUGAUGGUUAUGAAUGAAAUUGAGUAUGUUUUCAUUCAUGAUGCUCUUGUUGAGGCUUUGAAACUUGGAAAGAUUGAGGGAGUUGCUGUUGCCAGGCCCAAGUCUCUUGAAGAGGCAAGCAGUGAAGGAAACUCUGAAGGAUCUUCUGAUAAAAAGAAUCCUGCUGAUGAGGAGACAGAGCUGUAGGAAGAACUGCUAUGAUAUUUACAGCUCGCAUUAUUAUUUUUAUUGCUGAUUUUGUCUUGUUUUUUAUAUUAGUUAGACUAAAUUUGUAUCAGUUUGAUUUAAAUAUCUGAUCUGCAUAUAAAGUCAUUAA